This is a messenger RNA of Tripterygium wilfordii, 2450 nucleotides long. RefSeq names its product methyl-CpG-binding domain-containing protein 13-like. Gene Ontology annotation, molecular function: DNA binding. The record is from RefSeq and is a predicted model, not a curated record. Bases 176 to 2119 code for a protein of 647 amino acids. NCBI's taxonomy places the organism in Eukaryota, Viridiplantae, Streptophyta, Magnoliopsida, Celastrales, Celastraceae. The transcript has 7 exons.
UCAUAACAGUGAGUUUGGCAACACGUGGUCUUCCCUUUUGUCCAAAUUCUCCGACUCUGAAGUCUUGAAGACGUUACUCAACCCAAGCCUCUUCCUUUUUUCGUUUAUUUAAAGAGAAAAAAAGCAGGAGGUCAGUUUCCGCCUGUCGGUGCCGGUGGACGUGAGAUUCGGUCACAUGGAGAGCAAGAACACCGAGGACUGGCUACCUGCGGGAUGGACUGUGGAGGUUCGAGUGAGAAAGAAUGGUAGAAAAGACAAGUGUUACUUAGCUCCUUCAAGUGGCCUUAAAUUUAAUUCCAGGGUUCAAGUGUCUCGCUAUCUUAAUGACAGCCAUCCUGUGCCUGAAGAGAGGAGUAAAAGGCUUCACAAGGAAACCCCAAAAGAAGUCAUAGUCAAGAAGGUUGUGGCAGAAGGGUUACCUCCAGGAUGGAUCAAGGAAAUUAAAGUGACAAAGAAGGGCUGCAAAGUUAGAAGUGACCGGUACUACACUGAUCCUGUAAGUGGAUAUGUAUUUCGCUCUAUGAAAGAGGUGUCUUGCUAUCUUGAAUCUGGGGAAUUAGGACCGUACGCGUUCAAACCUAGGAACAAAGGCUGCAGCAAUGCUGAACUGGAAGAUGAUAGCUCCUGUUCACCAGCCAUAGCCGAGAAGCAGAAGUUGGAUGUUGAUGUAACAAGGAGACAGAUCACUGGAGGUCAGACUUCAAAAAUUUGUGAGAUAGUGAAGAAUGAAGAGAGAGACACUCUUGCCUGUAGGGGAAAUUGUAUACCUUCCUCUGAACAUUCUUCUAACCAGUGUAAGAUGGAACUCAGGAAUUCAGAAUCGCCAGAGCACAAGGACUUGAAGCAAAUUGAGCAGGGAAGUGAUUCUGCUAUAGAUAUCACACCUGCAGUCUCUGAAGGUGGGCGGGGGACAGAACUAAAGAGAUCAGAAUUACAAGAGAACAAGGAUUUGAGGCACAUAGAACGGGUAAAUAAGUCUGCUACAAAUACACCUCCUGCAGGCCAUGAAGUUGAUAUUAUUCCAGAUGUGCUAUCACUGGAAACUAGGAUGAGUAGUGGCAAAACUAAAAGGACCAAUCCUCGCAAGCGCAAAUCCAAGAAGAAAAUAGGUACUCAGUUGCCUUGCCGGGCUUCAAAGCGACUUGCUGGAAUCACUCUUGAUCCAGUGCCAGAGCUAAAAAUGGCUAAUCAAGCUCACCGAGUUACAGCCAAACCUUCUGAUAGGGCGACAGCAGGUGCAGCUCGGGAUUCUUCAGCAGGUGCAGCUCGGGAUUCUUCCACUGGGCAUGUAGCUUGUGAUCAGCUCGAGUCAGAGCAGAAAGUGAGGUGCACAUCUUCAAUGAGUAUAGGAGUGUCACUGGAUUCAUCAGAUAAGAGUAAACAUUUCGCUGGGAACUCGGCUAAUCCAACUGAGGGAGGUGGAAAGGCAGAAACAAAAGUUAAGGCUGAUAAAAUGCAAGGACACUCGGGUGUUUCACCACACGGAAACCUGGCUAUUAUGGAAGAGAAGGUUGAAACUGAAAUAAAUAGCAGUGAUGAGCCAGGAGAGAGCCUCAACCUGCCUUUGGCGGAAUUAUGGUCAGACCCGUGCAUUGCAUUUGCUAUAAAAACUCUCACUGGUGCAACCUUCGAUGCUUCCACCACUACAGAAGGGUCCCUGGGGUCUAACGGUAGUGAAGUUGGGGCUGACAAGAAUCAAGUAUCCACAGUUCUGCCUCUGAAGAAUCUACCUGUUCCAGAAGAAUUUGCUAGAAAGAUUGAAAUCAAUGACAAUGCUCAUGAGAAGCCAGGAUCCCCACUCAAUUUGCCUUUUGCCAAUGUGUGGACGGACCCAUGCAUUGAUUUUGCAAUAAAAACCCUUACCGGUGCUAUUCCAUUGGACUGUGGUAUGGUUAGUCUGGAUUGCUUUUCACAGCAAGUUGGUUCAUCACAAACCCAAGAAAGUACCGGUUUUACCUUACCUAAUGCAGGCGAGAUUUGCCAAACCGAUCUUUUGUGCCAGCAAUAUGCAGCUGUGGAUAAACCUUCACUUGAAGAACAAGCCCUUGUGGAGCAUGCGUUGCCAGUUGCUGGAAACGUGAACCUCCAGUACGCUGAUAGAACUAAUAGAACUAACUGACGCCAACUGGAUGAAGAUGGCCGGAAUGGAAACCAAAGGUAGGAAAUCCACAUUUAGCUAUUUGUAAUGUACAUAUAGGACAAACUGGAUUUUUGCAGAGUUCAUCCCUGACUUUGUCUGGUUACGGCUUGGCACCAUGUCCAUUGAUGUAUUUAGUUAUAUGUAACCUUAUGGUCGGCUUGUAGUCAUCCUCAAGUUUGGAAGCAAACAUCAGGUUGUGAUUGUAACUGUUAAUCCAACAUAUUUGUCCUCCAUCUUCUUCAUCUGGUGAAGAAUGUACGAUCAGAGUAUUUGUAAUAUUAUAUCUGUUAAUCCAACAUAAUUGUCCUUC